AAAAAAAAGUUGGGCUCUCAUUAAAUCAAAAAAUGCCUCUAACUUUUUUUGGGUCGAGGUACAAACGAACAAGAAAAUGGUACAAACAAUUGGGAAUCUAUUCACUUUGAGAAAAUCCAAAUUUUCAAAUUUUGGGUGCCAGCCAUUUUUGAAAACGCUGUCACUUUUAGUUCAUCGUGGAAGAAAUAAAAAACAGAAUGGUACAAACAAGUACAAAUGAAGUACAAUCGAUUCCAAUUAAAAAAAAAUGUAUUCCUAAGUCGGGUGCCAAGUCCACAUUGGUGCUAAUUACGCUAUAGUUUCAGGUAGGAUCAACUAUGAAAAUCAUCGUAAUUUGACCAGAAAGAUAUGCACACGAUAUUUAUACUUCCAUCCUAAGCAGUUGAAUUUUAUUAUUUAAUUUGCAUCGCAAUUACCGCAGUGAUAACACCUUUGGGUGUAGCCAAACCCAAAUUAUGUUAUCUGACGAAUCCGUAAAUUAGAAAGAAUUUCAAAGUAUGAACAGUGUUGGAUAAGGCUUGUAGACGGAAUGGUGCACAAGGAUAAGUUAAUAUGAUCCAUAGAAUCGAGUGUCGGUGAUUUUUUAAGAUUUUACAAUAGUUUUUCACAGGUCGCUAUUCGAGGUCUGAUCCCGAGAGUUUUGGGAAUCACGAUAUUCUGCAUUUUGACUAUGAUAUAAUUGCCAUGAUAUUUAUGCAUACUUGUUGUUAGAGAAAAAGAAAGAAUAACUGUGGAUUUUGUGUAAAACUCGGGAUUAUCUAGGUAGUAAUCAUUAAGAAUUUAUAUUUGAAAAUCCUUUUGUGCGAUUUCCUACGAGGUCGACUUUGCCCUGUCGACUUCGAAUGUCGCGCACGCAUUCAUUUGACAGCUACGGGUAUUUUGACAGUUCGCUUGCAGAAGACAAGUGGAUGACGAAAUUUGUGUUUCCCCAUCGGCCGGGCGUUUGGAACUAUCCAUACCAUCUAGGACACCUUAUCUAUUUAGCGUAGCAAAGAUCGUGAUUACGUCUAAACGAAUUACACAACAGGUUAUCUCUUAUCAUGAGGUUGGAUUCAGUCAAUAAUACCUUGAAAUGAUGCGGUUAUUGUGCUCGAAGCUAAAAACUUCUCACUAAUCAUCAAUCGUGGAAAAUCAAAAUAACAUGCUGCACGGAUCGGACUCCAAAAUCACUGGGGUUAACUCAAAAAAUGUGUUCCUGUCAUCUAUGAUAUCUGGAGGUGUUGCUGGGACCGUAUGCGACCUGACUUGCUUUCCUUUGGACACGUUGAAAACUAGACUCCAGAGCCAACAUGGAUUUAUGAAUUCCGGAGGAUUUGGGAAACUAUACCAGGGAAUUUUUCCUGUAAUGAUCGGUUCUGCCCCAGCAGCAUCUUUGUUCUUCAUAACAUAUGAGGGAAUAAAGGAAUAUCUUCAGCCUAAAGUUCCACUUUCUUAUCACCACUUCAUUCACAUGGGUGCUGCUUCUCUUGGUGAAAUGGUCGCAUGUCUGGUUCGUGUGCCGGUAGAGGUAGUAAAGCAGCGAAAACAGGCGCUGUUAGUUGAUAGCGAGACUCUGAAACUGAAAACUUUAUACCGUGGAUAUGGAAGCACAGUAUUGAGAGAUUUGCCUUUUGGUCUAAUACAAAUGCCAAUGUGGGAGUAUUUCAAACUUUGUUGGAAACACUAUGUAGGCAGAGACUGCACUCCGUUUGAAGGGGCUACCUGUGGAGCUCUUUCAGUUGCAAUCGCUGCUGUGAUAACUACACCUUUAGAUGUUGCUAAAACCAGAAUCAUGCUGUCCGAUACUUCGGCAAAUAAAGCAGAAGUCAAAAUAUCGACCAUGCUGAAAGAAGUUUACAGAGAACAUGGAUCAAAAGGGCUGUUCGCUGGCUUUGCUCCUAGAGUGUUUGGGUUCACGUUGGGAGGCUUCGUAUUUUUUGGGAUUUACGAACAAGUUAAAGCAAUGUGUGGCACAAUUUUUCCAUAUAAUAGUGCUUCUAGCAGAUAACGUUUCAAAAAUAGAUAUUUGGAAAAAUAGAGAACUUCAACACAAGUUGGACGGUAAAGUAUCGUUUACUGAAUUAUUAAACAAAACAUUGAAUAUCUUUCAUCACCUUUGAUAUGAAUAACAUUCUUUAAUACAUAUCUGCCGUGCAAGUUCUUUAAAAAUUUUUGAAUAAGCUAUCCGUUACCUCAACGUCUGGUCACUAGGCUUACACUGGGAUUCAGAGUUUCUCAGCAGGAUCUCGAUAUUUAGAUUAUAAACUUUUUAAAGAAUUAUGAUGAUUAUUUUAUAAUGAUCGAGUACUUUAAAUGCCGCGUAAUUAAACGAGAAAUAAGCUACUCAUGUACCGUGUACUUAUUUCACCAAGCUUUUCAAGUUAUAGCUUCAAUAUGGAGAAAUGAAUCUACAUUCUCAAGUAAAUCGGCUGUACAAAAUUCCCAUGAACCAUUUAACAUACAUGUAUAUGAUCUACAAAUAUUGUUACUUUUAUUGUUAUUACAAUCGAUUAAAUAAAAUAAAUAAAAGGUAAA
This is a messenger RNA of Athalia rosae (coleseed sawfly), 2514 nucleotides long. Its product is annotated as S-adenosylmethionine mitochondrial carrier protein-like. The transcript is spliced from 6 exons. The record is from RefSeq and is a predicted model, not a curated record. Bases 1142 to 1987 code for a protein of 281 amino acids. NCBI's taxonomy places the organism in Eukaryota, Metazoa, Arthropoda, Insecta, Hymenoptera, Athaliidae. Gene Ontology annotation, cellular component: mitochondrial inner membrane. Gene Ontology annotation, molecular function: S-adenosyl-L-methionine transmembrane transporter activity.